This is a messenger RNA of Talpa occidentalis (Iberian mole), 3768 nucleotides long. RefSeq names its product zinc finger protein 764-like. Bases 222 to 1388 code for a protein of 388 amino acids. The record is from RefSeq and is a predicted model, not a curated record. Gene Ontology annotation, biological process: regulation of DNA-templated transcription. Lineage: Eukaryota; Metazoa; Chordata; Mammalia; Eulipotyphla; Talpidae. The transcript has 3 exons.
GACCGCGUGGGGGCAAAUUUCAAGAGGCCGCGUAACAGUCUUUUUUCAAGAAGGCGUUCCCCGAGGUACGGUCCCCUGCCGGCUGUUUCCAGCCGCCCUGGUGCAUCCUCGGGAGGCCGGGUCCGGCUCUCUCGGCCUUCCUGAUCGCUCCCCAACCUUGGGGCGCGCGCCGGGGACGCGUUCUCGAGCACCGGAGACUCUGGCCUGGCAAGGGGCGGUCCAUGGCGCCGCCGAACAGGACCGGGCGCGAGAGGAGGAAACCCAAGCCCGUGAGGUUCGCGGACGUGGCCGUGUACUUCUCCCCCGAGGAGUGGGGGUGUCUGCGGCCCGCGCAGCGCGCCCUGUACCGGGACGUGAUGCGGGAGACCUACGGCCAUCUGUGCGCCCUCGGAUUCCGAGGCACCAAGCCAGCCCUCAUCUCCUGGGUGGAGGAAGAGGCUGAACUGUGGGGUCCGGAUGCCCAGGAUCCAAAGGUGGCCGAAUGCCAAACAAAAGUAGAUACAGAUUCCAGAAACAAGAAAGAAAAGGGACAAGCAGAAGGGACUGAGGCAUUGGAGAAGAUCCUUUCUGUGGAUGCUGGGCCUCUUGGGCUCCCUAAUGGUUUGGAGCAGCCGUCCAGGCCACGUUGCCGGGGUCGCCCCCUGCUCUGUGUCCAUCUCCCUGUCCCACGAGCAGACCAGCGACAUGGUUGCUAUAUAUGUGGAAAGAGUUUUGCUUGGCAUUCCACUCUGAUGAGGCACUUGUACGAACACACAUUUAAGAAGCCCUACUAUUGCUCUGACUGUGGCAAGGGCUUCAGCCAGUCCUCUUCUCUGAACAAGCAUCGGGCUUCCCACCUUGAGGAGCGGCCCCACCACUGCCCCCACUGUGGCCGGGCCUUUUCCCUGCGUGGUAAUCUCAUCACCCAUCUACGGGUUCAUACGGGAGAGAAGCCCUACCGCUGUGCUGACUGCGGCCGCUGCUUCAGCCAGAGCUCUUCCCUCUGGCAGCACCAGCGGGUCCACAGUGGCGAGACCCCCUACCCCUGCCCAGAUUGUGGCCGUGCCUUUGCCCAUGCCUCAGACCUUCGGCGCCAUGCUCGUACCCAUACGGGUGAGAAGCCCUACCCGUGCCCAGACUGUGGGCGCUGCUUCCGACAGCGCUCCGAGUUGGUAGUCCACCAGCGAACCCACAGUGGCGAGCGUCCUUACCCCUGUCCUCAGUGUGGCAAGUGCUUCAGUCAGAAGUCAGCUGUGACCAAGCACCUGUGGGUCCAUAGGCCUGAUGCUGGGGUGCGAAGGCACAGGGUUGCCAGUGGGUUGCCUGGGCCCCUGACCCCUGGCCAAGGGAACCGGGACCCACCUGUGGGCUUCCAGCACUAUCCAAAUAUAUUCCAGGAGUGUGGAUGAUGGCCUCAAUGGUGACAAAGCAAAAGAUGAAGAUUUAGAUGUCGCCUGAGGGCCAAACUGGUCUUAGGGGCCUGAACCUCUGGUGGCUCCAGGGAAGUCACCUCUGGACAUAGGGGAUGAGGACAGUUGUCUUGAGUCCUUACCAGCUUCAUUUGCUGACACUUUGCUCUCUACUGUUCCAGACUCUAGAAGCCCCCUUUGCUGAGUUAGGGCCGAAGCAAGCACUCCCACAACACCUCUGCUGUAGGUAAGAAAAGCUGUUUCACACGUGUGUUAAGAGGAUUCAGGUGAGGAGAACUUGGUUUUGUCCGUUGUCUUUUUACUGCAGAAAUUAAAAACUGAAGGCCUUGUACUGAAUGUGGUCUAUUAGUUGCCUUUUUAAUUUGUCAGGCUCAGACAGCAUUUUAAAAAAAUUAAAGAAUAUUGGUCAAGAUGUAAGAGUCAGAAUACUUCAUACAAAAGUCGAGAUUUCUGACUUACCUUGAAAAAUCCAAAGAUUUGGCAACAUGACCUCAGCGCUCAUAAAACAACAGUUGACAGCUGCCUCCUGGGGAUGAAGCUGGUGUCUGUUCUCUCCAGUAGCUUGUCUGCUGCUGCUUACCAGCUCCUUGCCAGCAGCUAGCAUUCUUUGUGGCUUCCUAGUGGUUCUGGGAAAGCAGACCAUCUCCUGGGAGUUUCCACUCAUUCAGAUGACCUGUGUGGUUCCUAGUGCCACUAGUGGCACACCAUGGUUUUCAGCAAUCAAGUUUUCCUGAAUUGGGGAUUCAGGUAGAGAGUAUAUAUGUGAAAGGGUGACAGGAGAGAAGUAAAAACAGGUUUGCUUUACAUAUCUUUGCUUGUCUUUUAUGGUUUACAAACUACCAUCUUUUAUCAUCAACUCAUUCACCCUAGUAACUGCCUGAGAAAGGAAACCUCCUGUUUGGAGAACACAGCAUAGUCAGGAGGAGCAAUCAAGAAUCUUUUGCCCUAAACUAAGUUGUGUUUCUACCAUUCCAUAGCACACUCUGCUGACUGGCAGCUCCUGUGUUUGAAGGGGAAGGUCACCCUGAAACCACCCUCCAGUGUUUAGGGCCUCCUGGGAGAGUCCUGCAAUUAAGGCCUAACCACCGUUGACCCUGCCAGGGGGUCCUCAUCAUGUUUUUUUCUUUUGGAAGAGAUCAUAGCUCUUUCAUUCUGGCACUCGGGACACCAAGACCGGGUGCCCAUUCGUACAAGACUUCAGUCUUCUUAGUUUCUUGCUGUCUUUAGCACACUACUCCUGAGCCGCUUGCCAGUGUCUCUGCCUGAGAUCUGGAGGCAUCUGCUGCUUCCUGCGAUAACUCCGUGGCACUGAACUGGAGUGGGAAUGGACUGAUCCAGGGUCAGUGAAGCCCAAGUGUGAAACUAAUGACAAAGCCACCGCAUAGUAUACCUGGGGAGAAACCAGCCCCAGGUGAGAGUUUCCGGGCAAACAAAAGCAGAGCUCACGUCUUCACUCUGUAGGUAAACCACUGUCGUGGACAAAGCAGUAGGCCAAGAACAUUUGGGGUUAGUAGCCAAAGGAACUGCACUCAUUUACAUUUCCCAGCUCUGCCCAGAAUCUUUCCCCUCUGACCUGUGACUCCUUUCUCCAUCUACCACUGACCCAGUUGGUCAGAGUCCAGCCUGGUCCCGGCACAGACCCUGCCCUUCCUCUAGUUGGGGUGACGCUGCACCUCAAAGAGCAGUAGCAAGAGCUUAUAUCUUCUGCUGGUGUGUGCACACUUGCCUUCCUCAGCUGAGUCUGGUUUACUUUAGAGAGGAAGAAGCCAAACUUGCAACUUGGAGAAAUGUCUAGAGAGGUAAAAAAUUGGGGGAAAAGGUUAAGUAAUAAACUGUCUUGAUUCCAACUGGAUCUUUAAACCUGACCCCAUCAAGGUCUCCCUCACCCUAAACUUUUCUGAGAGGACUGGCUUGUGUGAUACCAUGUCGCAAGGGAAAACUGAGUUGAAAAGAGGCACCUUGGCAGCUUGAGCUACCUUUGUACCAGCUUUAAAUUCCCUGAAGAAGCCAGUGUACAACCCACCCCCUCUCCUAACCCUUGGCACUGCCUGUGGAAAGGCUGACUCGUAACACCAGUUCUCAGCUCGCAUUCAGAUCUGCAUCCUGCUUGCAACUUGCCAAUUAAAGGUACCAUAAUUACUGCUUUCUCUGAGUACUUUGAAGUUGACAAAACUUGCAGAGGGCCCAAAUACCAGACCUGACUCCUCUGCUUCCUGCCCUCAUCACCUAACUUUCCACCAUUAUGUUCCGGUGCAGACUCACUUCACUCCAAGCUGCUCAUUUCUUUUUUUUUUUCUUUUUUCUUUUAAAGAUUUGUUUUUAUUUAUUUAUACAAGCACUGGGUACAGUCAGAAGUGCA